Paracoccidioides brasiliensis Pb18 is the source of this 2370-nucleotide messenger RNA. RefSeq lists its product as uncharacterized. Bases 1 to 2370 code for a protein of 789 amino acids. The transcript has a single exon. The record is from RefSeq and is a predicted model, not a curated record.
AUGUCUACCGGUGACCACACUGCCCAUCCACACGGCUCGCAGUACCGCGACAACAAUGACGAUGAACUUCGAUUUCGGCGACCGCAACGAAAUGGCCUCGUGAAAGACAGCCUCUAUCAGUCGCGGAUUCCUACGUUAAGUCCUGGGAAUGAUGGACAAUCUCGCGUCGCGUUUAGCAAUACCAGGACGCUGAAAGGCGCAUUCCAAGCUGCUGCAGCUGGCUCACCACUACCAGCAAGCCCCGGGAGGGAACAGAAAACACCUCCAGGACGAGCGAUGGCGCGGGAAAGGAAGUUCUCUGAGCCAUCACCCAUGUCAGAAGUAUCAAGUCCCCCGUAUGGACUGAGCGAAACCUAUCAGCACAUCAACGACGCGGAUGACUUGGUUGAUUCUGUUGCUCAGGAUGACUAUAACAUUCCCUACGUUCAACCCGGACGCGAGCGGACGCAAAGUGCCUCUCCGAGCCCUGGCGCCCGUCGAUAUGAAGAGGAAUAUGCUGGUGCUGGGGACCUCAAUGACUCCAGCCUUAGUUUUAGCGAUAUUUCAGAUGACUCGUUACGACAAAAACUCGCCCAGCAUGCCAUGGAUGAGGGCAGGCUGAACCGCGUUACACACAGUCAAUCUCCGGUUUUUAGCAAAGCAAAUGUUGGCCCAAAGGCUGCUCUGUCUCUUGAAAAUAUACAACGUCGAAAUGAAGAGGAACUGUUUCGCUACGAUGUCGAGCCUUCAUUUAAUGUUCCAAAAACUUGGGGGUUACGUGGGCGAGUGUCGAAGGAUUGGCUGAGCAAAGUCAGUCGACAAAAUGGGAACAACAAUCAUGUUCAAGAGGAGUUAGUGCAGCCGGUCGACCAAAGGUUAGAAAACGACAUCGAUUUUACAGCCCGAUCGUUACAGGUUUCAAACAGCCCACCUGUACGAAAUAAUGCUCCCGCAAGGAGUGAAAUUGAAGAUCUUGAGAAGAAGAAACGCCCAGCGACAAAUAGCCUAGGAGAAAUCAAAAGUAGGGAGUCACAGGAACAUAUCCGACCGCCAAUAGAAGGCGAUCCUAUACCUAAUACGCCUAUCGUUAUAUAUCGUAAUGCGGAGAGAGAAAAGAGGCCAAGACAUCUAAGCAAAAACGACCCCCAGGAACUUUUACGGACACUUUCGAGAAGAGAAAGUCCAAGUGUGGCCAGUACGCCAGAGCAGAACCAAGUGGACAACACAUUACUUAACGUUAAAACGCCAGUGGUCACUGGCGCAUGGAUAGAUACACCGGUUCCUGAUCGUGCUGCUGAACCUGUUGCAGCGCCCCAGGAGGACUCUACCGUGGAUAUCGAUUCGCCGAGUAUGAAAGCUCGAAAUCAAACCCAAAAUGAAGUUCAUAAUCCAACUCAAAACCAACGUCAAAAUCCAUACAAAAUCCGACACCAAGUGGACGUAGAAAAGACCCCGCAAGAUUCAAAAGAACCACAGGAACUACAGAAAGAACCGAGACCAAAGCCAAAGCCAAGGCGGGCUCCAUUAAAACUACUGGAGAAACCCAAAUUACCGCGAAGCGCAUUGGAAGCAGUAAUUGAGGACGCAAAAUCCGGAGAUCAUAGUUUAGUGCUUGGAGAGAAUACCAUUGACUCCUUACAGGAACUUCUGGACGAGAACUCAGCCCUGGAUUCCAAAGUUUUUAUCAAGUCUGAAAAUGAUGAGGAAGAAGAUAAGAUCAAAAUCGAAACCCUCUGCCAAGCAGACGAUUCCGUUAUUGAACGGCUAGAUACGAAACUUAAGUCUCUUGUUCGGAGUAUCAAUGCUACCCAGUCAGGGCUCGCAAGCCUCGAGCGCCAGAUCGCGAAGGACUCCAAUAUCUUAGCAUUGCGAAACACCAAACAAACCAACAAAAUUGUUCACCACAGCCACACGGACUCUCCCUGUGAUGGUCGGAAUCACGUCGCAAUUUCAUUACCGCGACUUUGGUAUCGUCAACCAGAUACCCAUCGGCUCCGCCUCACCCGCCUGAGCUGGUUUGUCAUUGUAAUUUUCACUUGGUGCAUUUCAGAACUUGUCAUGUGUGACUAUUACUGCCAUCCAAUGUAUGCCUCGACAUGCGAGCGGAAUUGCCUAGAUCCCAAUGCGCCGCGGAUGCCGCUGGUAAUACCCACAAUGCUCUGGCGUUGGUCGGGCCUCUCGGUCAUCUUGAAGCCUGUGGGGAAAGUAUUGGUUGCCGGAUUCCGAGUUAUAGCCCAGCUACUCGGUAUUUGGGGCGGAUUUUUCGACGGCCCGCCUGAUGGAGAGUGGCCUGUGUGGGAUUAUUACCAGGAGACUCCCGCCUAUCAGCCCAGUUUUGAGCAGUUUGAACCUAGCGCGGAUAUGGGUAUGAUGCAGGAUGAAUAUGUAUAG